CUAAAUUGUAUCACUAAUAAUUUGGAGCUUUGUAAUACAGCAGCUUAGCUUUUCUUCUUCGGUCCAUAUAUCGGUCUAUCUCUAUCUAAAUCUGUAUCUGCAGAUUGCUCCGACAUUUCUACCAAUUGUUUGAAGUUUAGCAGCUUGUUUUCCGAUCGACGGUUUCAUCCGUUUUCCACCGGCGGUGGAGGAGAAGUAGUAGGUGGACCAUGACCUGUGGUCAGAAGAACUACUCGGCUAAUCCGGAUGACUACAAGCUUCUGGAAGAGGUCGGUUAUGGCGCCAGCGCUACUGUGUACAGAGCGAUCUAUCUUCCUCUCAAUGAUGUUGUGGCUGUCAAGUGCUUGGAUCUCGAUCGCUGUAACAGCAAUCUGGAUGACAUUCGCAGAGAAGCCCAAACAAUGAGUUUAAUUCAUCACCCCAAUGUUAUUAGAGCAUUUUGCUCUUUUGUUGUUGGUAGCUGCCUUUGGGUGGUCAUGCCCUUUAUGGCUGAGGGUUCUUGUCUGCACCUCAUGAAAAUAGCAUACCCAGAAGGAUUUGAAGAGUCUGCAAUUGGUUCUAUACUAAAAGAAACACUGAAGGCUUUGGAAUACCUCCACCGGCAUGGACACAUUCAUCGUGAUGUUAAGGCUGGAAAUAUACUGUUAGACACUAAUGGGGAUGUAAAGCUUGCUGACUUUGGUGUUUCGGCGUGCAUGUUUGAUACAGGCGAGAGGCGUAGAUCAAGGAAUACAUUUGUAGGAACUCCAUGCUGGAUGGCGCCGGAGGUUUUGCAGCCUGGAGCUGGAUAUGAUUUCAAGGCUGACAUUUGGUCAUUCGGAAUAACUGCUUUGGAGUUGGCUCAUGGCCAUGCACCAUUUUCAAAAUACCCUCCAAUGAAGGUUCUUCUUAUGACCAUACAAAACGCACCUCCUGGGCUUGAUUAUGACCGUGAUAAAAGGUUCUCUAAGGCAUUCAAAGAAAUGGUUGCUAUGUGUUUAGUCAAAGACCAAUCUAAAAGGCCUACUGCAGAUAAGUUGUUAAAACAUUCUUUUUUCAAGCAUGCCAAGCCUCCGGAGCUGUCUGUAAAAAAACUACUUACCGACUUGCCUCCACUUUGGAAUCGUGUGAAAGAUCUCCAGCUGAGAGAUGCUGCUCAACUUGCUCUAAAGAAGAUGCCUUCAGCAGAACAAGAAGCGAUAUCACAGAGUGAAUACCAGCGAGGUGUUAGUGCAUGGAACUUUGAUCUUGAAGAUUUGAAGCUACAGGCAUCACUGGUGCCUGAUGAAGAAGACAUGCAAGAAAUGAAGUACGGAGAUGUGAAUAUGAAACUUUGCACCAGUAGUGAGGUAUCUAAUUCUGGACAAAAUUUAGGGGGGUUAAGUCCCAAUCAAAAUGUUGUUUCCAGUGCACAAACAAUUGUUGGUGAGAUGCCUGCAGCUGAGUGCCAGAGCAAGAAGGGAAAAUAUCUGGAAAAUGAUGUAUUGGAUGCUGGCCAAAGGAAAACUGAAAUUAGAAAGGAUGAAUCUAAAACAGAACUCCCACCUCCGACUUCAGAUAAAGAUGCUGUACAGACAAAGACAAAAACUCAACCAGGAAAGCCUCGCCAAAGUCAGAGUGGACCUCUCAUGCCAGGCUCUGUAUUAAGUCAUUCUACGCAAGAAAGGGCGCGUAACAUUGACAGGACUGAGUUUGAAAACCUACAGGUUGAGAGAGCUCAGCAUGUGCGAAAAGCACCUAGUUUUAGUGGUCCUUUAAUGUUGCCAAACCGCGCUUCAGCAAAUAGUUUAUCAGCUCCUAUUAAACCAUCUAGUGGAUUCAGAGAUUCUUUGGAAGACAAGUCAAAGGCCAAUUUGGUGCAAAUAAAAGGGCGGUUCUCUGUGACAUCAGAAAAUGUGGAUCUUGUUAAGGACAUACCUUUAUGUACAGUUCCCCGACGAUAUUCUCAAACAUCCCCACUGAGGAAAUCUGCUAGCGUUGGAGAAUGGGUUCCUGAGAAUAAACAAAUGCCAUCCAAUCAGCCUCCAAAGGAAAAUAUCCAUGGUAAUGUACCUGCAUCAGUUCUCAUGCCCCACCUUCAAAAUCUUUUUCAACAAACUUCAAUUCAACAGGAUCUGAUUAUGAGUUUGUUGAAUAGCAUGCAAUCAUCAGCAGGAGAAGCAUCUCAAAAUGGGAAAUUGCUGCCACAACAACGCAAUUCAGAGAAUAAUGGAACUGUGGAUACAGCUACUUCGGAGCGGGAACGUUUGCUUCUAGUUAAAGUUUGUGAGCUCCAAACAAGGAUGGUUAACUUGACUGAUGAAUUAACUGCCGAAAAAUUGAAGUACUUGCAGUUACAGCAACGGUUAAAUGCAAUGUCAAGCAGAAGAGAGGAUGUAGACAGAAGAGAAGUGGAUUCUUGACGCCAUAUGAUUCUCAUUCAUGUAAAACUAUGUAUAUUCAGAAGGAAGUGUGCAAAUGCAGGUUGCUCGCCAGCUGAUUGACUGAUUCCCUUUGUUGCCACCUGAUGUUUGUUUGAAAGGCUAUGGCCGUUGUUCGCACUGACGAAGAAGUGACCCAUGGUGUGCUUACAGAGUUACAAGUCCCUCAUUUUAAUUUAUCAGAGCAAGAGGAGCAAGCUUCGUUGUGCAGAUCCAUGCAAGAGGAACAAGCUUCUUUUUAGUGUCAUCAUCACAUAUAUAUACUACGUAUAUAGGAAAAGGAAAACCAGUAGAGGUUAUUUCUUUUUUUUUUUCUUUUUGUAAUUGUGGGGGGAAUUUAAUUUAAUCCCGUUUUGUAUCCUCUAGAUCUUAUACGCACACGCAUAUAUUACUCAGUGAUCCUUCAAUGCACGUACGCAACAUGAAAUUGUAAUUUUGUCAAUAGCCUGUUUUUUUUCAAGUAUGAGCAGUUGAGCAUCAUGAGUAUUUAUUUAUUUACU
Cuscuta epithymum is the source of this 2899-nucleotide messenger RNA. The record is from the annotation of a GenBank genome assembly. Lineage: Eukaryota; Viridiplantae; Streptophyta; Magnoliopsida; Solanales; Convolvulaceae.